Colletotrichum spaethianum is the source of this 216-nucleotide messenger RNA. RefSeq lists its product as uncharacterized. The record is from RefSeq and is a predicted model, not a curated record. The transcript has a single exon. Lineage: Eukaryota; Fungi; Ascomycota; Sordariomycetes; Glomerellales; Glomerellaceae. Bases 1 to 216 code for a protein of 71 amino acids.
AUGUCGGACGUCAGCAAGACUUUGCCAUCGUGCGACGACAUCAAGGCCUACGUCAAGCAGCUCCAAGGGUGCAACAAGAAGGAGGAAGUGGAAAGCAUGUUCGACAGCUUCAAGCACCGCUGCCAGGUCUACGUCAACCUCGUGUUCGAGACGCUCUGGGAGAGACGGCCAUUUUUGACAGACAGCGGGUAUCUCGGCCUCGGGGCCAGUCGGUAG